ACUCCUCCGAGCUUGGCGCGCGGGACCGCCAUUUUGUGCCUCCCUCGUUCUCGCCUUCCCGCCCAGUGCCGGGCGGAUUGAAUGAAGAGUCGCCACCAUGUCCUCCUCUCCGCCUUCGGCCGCCCCUCCGACCCCCUCCCCGGGCACCCCCAGAGCGUCGGCGUCGGCCGGAACCCCUCUGUCGCCCACGCGCAUCUCGCGGCUGCAGGAGAAGGAGGAGCUGCGGCACCUCAACGACCGCCUGGCCCACUACAUCGAGCGGGUGCGCGCCCUCGAGCUCGAGAACGACCGGUUGCUGCUCCGCGUCUCCGAGAAGGAGGAGGUGGUCACGAGAGAGGUGACCGGCAUCAAGGCCCUCUAUGAGUCGGAGUUGGCGGAUGCCCGGAGAGUUCUUGAUGAGACGGCCAGAGAGAGGGCCAAGCUGCAGAUUGAAAUUGGGAAGCUGCGAGCGGAACUUGAUGAGCUUGCCAAGAGCUACAAAAAGAAAGAUGGGGAGUGGUCCACAUCUCAGGGCCGCAUCAAGGAGCUGGAAGUCCUCUUCCAUCGGAGCGAAGCAGAACUCACGGCAACCCUGACAGAGAAGCGCAACCUGGAGGCGGAGGUGGCCGACCUGCGUGCGCAGCUGGCCAAGUCAGAAGAUGGUCAUGCUGUGGCAAAGAAGCAGCUGGAGAAGGAGACUCUGAUGCGGGUGGACCUGGAGAAUCGCUGCCAGAGCCUGCAAGAGGAGCUUGACUUCAGGAAGAACAUUUUUGAAGAGGAGGUGCGGGAGACACGGAAGCGGCACGAGCGCCAGUUGGUAGAGGUGGAUAGCAGCCGCCCGCAGGAGUGCGAGUCCAAACUCUCCCAGACGCUGGAAGACCUUCGCCAGCAGCAUGACGAGCAGGUCCGGCUCUACAAGUUGGAGGUGGAGCAGACCUACCAGGCCAAGCUGGAGAAUGCCAAACUCUGCUCUGACCAGAACGACAAAGCUGCCAGUGCUGCUCGGGAGGAGCUGAAGGAGGCCCGUGUGAGGAUUGAAUCUCUCAGCUACCAGCUCUCAGGGUUGCAGAAGCAGGCGAACGCCGCAGAAGACCGGAUUCGGGAGCUGGAGGAGCUGAUGGCUGGUGAGCGAGAGAAGUUCCGGAAGAUGCUGGACGGCAAGGAGAGGGAGAUGACAGAGAUGCGGGACCAGAUGCAGCAGCAGCUGAUGGAGUACCAGGAGCUCUUGGACGUCAAGCUGGCCCUGGACAUGGAGAUCAGCGCCUACCGGAAGCUCCUCGAAGGGGAAGAGGAGAGGCUGAAGCUGUCCCCCAGCCCCUCAGCCCGUAUCACUGUCUCACGGGCCACCUCCUCGUCCAGCAGCGGCAUUUCCGCCUCCCGCUCCUCCCGGGGGAAGCGGAAGCGCCUGGAAAUAGCAGAGGAGUUCUCUGGCAGUGGCUCCAGUGGGUUCGGCCCCAGGAGCAGCAGUGCCACCAGUAGCAGCGCCUUCCAGACUUCCCAGCAGGCUUCUGCCAAGGGCAGCAUCAGCAUCGAGGACGUGGACCCAGAGGGGAAGUAUGUUCAGCUGAAGAACCACUCUGACAAGGAUCAGUCUCUUGGGAACUGGAGGCUGAAGAAAAAGAUUGGUGAGGGAGAGGAGGUGGCUUACAAAUUUACCCCGAAAUAUGUCCUCCGGGCUGGGCAGACGGUCACAAUCUGGGCAGCUGAUGCUGGGGUGGCCCACAGCCCACCUUCCGUCCUUGUGUGGAAACACCAGGCCAGUUGGGGCAUCGGGACCAGUGUCCGCACCUACCUGGUGAACUCUGACGGAGAGGAAGUUGCUGUGAGGAGUUUGACUCAGUCGUCUGCUGUGCUGCAGGACAAUGGGGAGGAAGAUGAGGAGGCAGAGUUUGGGGAGGAAGACCUCUUUCACCAGCAGGGGGAUCCCAGGACCACCUCCAGGGGCUGCAUCGUCAUGUGAGAGGAAGGAAAACCGUCUCUGCUCAUCUUUUCUCCUCCUUUUUUUGCCCCGCUUUUGAUUUGCCCAGAGUCACUGAAACUAUUUUUAUACAUUGCAUAUGAUUCCUCCUUUUUUCUUUCUUUUUUCUUGGGAGUUGGUUCCUUAGUAAACUUUUUAAAGAGAGAACUUGAAUCAGCCAGAACUGCCACCGUGUUUUGAAGACUUGCUUUCCCUUUGGAAUGCCCAUGGUCUACUUUGUUGUUUUACUUGCAAGCCAAAGAGUGAUGCAGCUCCAGGAGUUUCCAGGGAAGAGAAAGCAUGGCUGAAGUUGUCACUCCGGAGUGGACAGUCUGCUUCUGUGACCCUCCUGUUCUUGUGCUGGGGGGAGGUGGUCGGGUGGUGACCCUGGGUGUAAGCCUGCCUGUGCCCUCAGGGGCAACCUCAGUGGUUGUGCAGAUAAAACCAGGUGGCAAAUGUGAGUAGUAGUGAUAUUUUCAUGCAAUUGACCCAAGGAGGGAGUCUCCAGGUGUGCCUCAGAAGCCCUGGAGCUCCUAGGACAGAACGACUCUUGAAUCAGUUUGGGCAGCUCUGUGUGGAGCAUGGAGGUUUCAGAAGCUGAGAUGAAGUGAGGAGCACUGAUUUUAGGCAAGGGACGGGAGCUUGUUUGAAGGAAGUUUGGUCCUCCAGUCAUUUGCAGAACUUCCUCUGCCUAAGUUCUGCUGCCAUGCUUUCAAGCAGGGAACAAUCCUAACCAUGUCUACUCAGAAGUAAGUCUUGUUGAUUUCAGUGGGGCUUACUCCCAGGUAAUUGAGGUUAAGAUUGCUGGUUCCUUGCGGAAUGACCCUAGAAACAGGGUUUUAUAAAGUCAAAGGCCCACUGAAUCCAAUGGAUGCAACUCACUUGAAUGCCAUUGAGGGAGAUGACUCUCGCUCUGAGUAGGUCUUACUCCAAUGCAACCCAUCAUCCUGGAACGUUGGCCCUUAUGAAGUCUAGAUUUUGUGGGAACUGUUUCUGUAGCUGAAGGCAUUGCCCUCAAAUUCCCGAGUUGAGUCCUCACACAAGACGUGUCAGCUGCUGAGAUUCUGCUUGGAGGUCUGUGUUUUUCCAUCCUCUGCAGUAAAAAAAAACCCAGAAGCGACUUGUCUGCUUGUCUUGUCACUGGAGACAAGUGGUGGGGAUGUGGGACGUCUUCUGCCAAGUCCCUCUUCCUUGCAGCUCGCUCGCUCCACACUUCCCAGAGAGGGCAGAGGCAAGCUCAGUGUUGCACUGUGAGCAGAGGCUCCCCAUGCUCCAAUGCACAGGGCAGCCUUGCCAGUUCCAGGGUGCUUUGUUUGGAGGGGGAGUUUAGAGAAGAUGCUGCCGCUGCUUACUCUGCCCUGAUCUGCACCACCUCACAGAGUGAGAGGACAAGGUAUGGGCAGGUAGGUGAUAAGUAUCUGGAGCAGACGGGCAGUGACCGUCUCCUUGGUCUUGCAGAGUCCUUGGCACAGCUGUUCUCCACCAAAGGAGCUGCCUCGGCUGAGCAGCACCUGUCCAAAGGUGGUGUGUGAUGCUUUCCUGGCAGCCCUGGAUCUCCUUGAGGGGCAAGCAGGGUUGCAUCUGGGGCAGAGUUAGUGGCGCCAGGAAGCAGCAUGUCCCAGUUGCAACAGUGGAGGGUCCUGCCACCCACUCCUGGGACCCCAGGACUGUGGCUCAGCCGAUGAUGCUUUUAGUGGCGCGUGUACAGAGAGGAGAUACAGCCCUGCAGAUAUUCAUGUUCAUAGGGUCUUGUGGGGAGGGUUGCCGGGCAAGACUUUGAUCAUGGCUUUGCUGCAGAGCAAGUUGGGUGGGAAUGGAUGGGUUGGGGAACAAAAUGUCCUACUUUAUAUUUAAAAAUAAUACUAAAAAAACACCAGAGGUGCUAAUAUUCCACAGGCAUUUUAAUGAUGCCACGUGGUGUGUUAAUUACUUGUGUCACGUGAUAGAGAAGCAUUUUAGAUUUAGCUUUUGGAAGCAUGGCUUCUGCCUCCCCCUCUUCCGCAUGAUGCUCCUUCUGCUCAGCUUGACCAGGGGGCUGAGGGCAUUUGCCAUAGACGUUGCUCUCCUGUCCCUCUGAAUUCUGUUUCUCACAGCUGCUCUUCCAAGGCCAAUCUCCUUGUUUCUGUGAAUACUAAAGAUGUGAAGGUGCAAAUGUGCUACUGGGCUAAGCAGGCUGCUCUUGUGCUGGCCUGAGCCAGAGGGGAGGAGGAGGGUUCCAGACUGCUCUGCAAAGCUGAGCCAGGGACCUGAACAGAGUCCCCAUACAGUUAGGGUGGCCACCGGCUUUGGGGGGCACCUUCCACUUGGGGCUCCCUAGCCUGGGGCUGCACUGACCCCCCCCCUGAAAUCGUCAUUCCAGAACAAUUGCUGUGGAAAUGCCAAGGCCAGCGCUCCUUACACUGUCUCCCCUGGGCUCGGGCUCUGGCUGUGGCAGGGAGGGCAGAACCAGGAGCUGAGAGCUGUGAAAGGCCUUCAAAGGCCAGGCCCACCCCUUCAUAAUCAGGACGACCUUAGCUGGGGUCCCACAAGUUUGAUGUCCCUCACCUCAGUUUGAGCUGCUUUCAGCCCGGAUGGAUCUCAUCCCACCAAUCCAGUAGGCCCCAAAUCCACUUGUUUCCAAGAACUUCUUGGGGGUCCCACUUUCUGUCUCUAGGUCUGAGCCCAUCUGAGAGGCCAGUUCCCUCCUGGCCUCAACCCUCUGUCACUUGUUCAGCUUCCACUCUGUUUGCUCCCACUGGGGAGUGGAGUUGUUGGGCUGCAACCUGAGAGACAGAAUGUUUUGUGGGGGUUUUUGCCCUUAAAAUGCUGUAGACUUAGAAAAAGCAAAUUUAUAUUCGCCCUGGGCUGUUAUUCACAUAUGGCUAUUAGAAAAUUUUAAUGCUGCCUUGAAAUGCUAAAGUCUAGAGAGCAAACCCUUGAAAAGUGGAAAAUCUCUGGGUUGCUUGCCGGGGGGCGGGGUUGAGUCUUUGCUUCUCACCACAGCAGUGGAAUGGCUGAUCAUGUUUCCGCCUCCUGAUGUCUUGGGCAGACUGCUCUGUGGGUGAAACACGCCUGCCUGCCCCAUGCCCUGUCAAUUGACACUAACUCCACAAGCAAUAAGCUAUUUGAAACUCUAAAGAAGUGUUGCAAACUUUGCCUCUCUUCAUACAGAAAGGAUUUGCUUAUUGCAACUUUUAUUUUUGUAGAGUGAAUUUCUGACUUGCAGGUUUUGUUCUUGCGUGGUGACAGGAAAGACUCAGAGUGAAUGCUGUGGAAGAGGUGGCAUUGGCAUUGCCCAUCCUUUGGAGGAGACUGAUCUAUUUAGCAUUUCAAAUUUGUUUUGCUUUAUUAUGGAUAUGCAUGCCAAAUUCUGUCUUUUUCGAGGAUUUGUAAUAUACCUUUUCUGACUGGAAACCUUUUGUACGAGACACUCCAAUAAAUGUUUUGCAUUUUUA
Zootoca vivipara (common lizard) is the source of this 5370-nucleotide messenger RNA. RefSeq names its product lamin B2 (gene LMNB2). Gene Ontology annotation, cellular component: nuclear envelope; nuclear lamina. Gene Ontology annotation, biological process: heterochromatin formation; nuclear migration; nuclear pore localization. Gene Ontology annotation, molecular function: structural constituent of cytoskeleton. Lineage: Eukaryota; Metazoa; Chordata; Lepidosauria; Squamata; Lacertidae. The record is from RefSeq and is a predicted model, not a curated record.